UGCAGCUGGAAGUAAACACGCAGGACCUUGAGUCACAGAUGUUCCAGCUGUGACUUCUCCUCAGAUUCUUGAUGGGACCGUCGGAAAGGCCAUCCAUUGGCUGGACACCCAAGGAAGCAGAGAUGCAAAUUGGCCCCCAGCCUGAUGGAUGGAGCAGGGGAUGGAAACCUGGGGACGGGGGUGCUGUCCCCCUGNCCCUCUCCCCAGCACUGUCCUUCCUCCUUCUGUUCCCACUGGGUAAGUGUUCCCAGCCACUCCCUGCCACUUUUACAGAGCUGAGGCUGGUAGGGGGCCCAAGCCGCUGCAGAGGGCGCCUCGAGGUCAUGCAUAGCGGCUCCUGGGGCAGUGUUUGCGACGAUGACUGGGACGUUGUAGAUGCUAACGUGGUGUGUCGUCAGCUGGGCUGUGGCCUGGCAUUGCCGGUGCCCCGGCCCCUCGCCUUUGGCCAGGGCAGAGGGCCCAUUUUCCUGGACAAUGUGGAAUGCCGCGGGCAGGAAGCGUCUCUGAGCGAGUGUGGCAGCAGGGGCUGGGGUGUCCACAACUGCUUUCACUAUGAAGAUGUGGCAGUCCUGUGUGAUGAAUUCUUGCACACACAGCCCCCAACGAGGAAGGUGUUAACCAGUAUGGCACCCGCUACAGCCCUCCAAAAUGGGAAAAGUGAGGGCAGUGUGCGUCUGGUGGGCGGUGCCAGCCCGUGUCAAGGCCGAGUGGAGAUUCUGCAUGGUGGCGUCUGGGGCACUGUAUGCGACGAUGACUGGGGGCUGCAGGAUGCUGCUGUUGUGUGCCGCCAGCUGGGCUGUGGGGCCGCCUUGGCCGCCACCACUAAUGCCUUUUUCGGCUAUGGUACCGGGCAUAUCCUGCUGGACAAUGUUCACUGCGAAGGUGUCGAGCCCCGCCUGGCAGCCUGCCAGAGCCUAGGCUGGGGCGUGCACAACUGCGGACACCACGAGGAUGCUGGGGUGCUCUGUGCAGGUGCCAGGGGCAGCGGGGGCUGGGCCAGGCUACAGGGGCGGGGUCUUCGGAAGGAGUGGGCCACGGGCUGCAAUAGGGAGGGGAGCCUGCAGUCCCAGGUCAUCCCCUGGCACCGGCCUGUGCGCCCCGCAGGCGGGAGGCUGAGGCUGGUCGGGGGCCCGAGCCCGUGCCGCGGCCGAGUGGAGGUGCUGUACGCCGGGGGUUGGGGCACCGUGUGCGACGAUGACUGGGACUUCGCGGANGCGCGCGUGGCCUGUCGCGAGGCGGGUUGCGGGCCCGCGCUAGGCGCCACGGGCCUCGGUCAUUUUGGCUAUGGCCGAGGCCCUGUGCUGCUGGACAACGUAGGCUGCACCGGUACCGAGGCCCGCCUCAGCGACUGCUUCCACCUGGGCUGGGGACAGCACAACUGCGGCCACCACGAAGACGCCGGAGCGCUAUGUGCAGGCCCAGAGGAACUGGGACUCCAAGUCCAGCAGGCUGGUUCUGAGACCACCCGAAUGCCCAGUCCUCGGCCCAGAGAUGGGCACCUCCGUCUGGCUAGUGGAACACACCGAUGUGAGGGGCGCGUAGAACUCUUCCUAGGACAAAGGUGGGGCACUGUUUGCGAUGAUGCCUGGGACCUACGGGCAGCCAUUGUCCUGUGCCGUCAGCUGGGAUGUGGCCAGGCUCUGGCAGCCCCAGGAGAGGCCCACUUUGGCCCAGGCCGAGGCCCAAUCCUCUUGGACAAUGUCAAAUGCCGAGGAGAUGAGAGCACCUUGCUACUGUGCUCUCAUAUCCGCUGGGAUGUCCACAACUGUGACCACAGCGAGGAUGCCAGUGUCUUGUGCCAGCCAUUGUGACCCAGAUGGCUCUGUACUCCAUACCAUAUCAAAGGAGCCUAUGGGGAACUGNCUGUCCUUUCCCAGGAUGCCUUCCUAUGAUAGCUCGGGUUCCUGGUACUCCUUUCUCCCCAUGCAUGGGAGAUGCAGUACCUGCCCGAGUCCUCUUACUGUGUGUCCCGAGACUGUUAUCACCGGCGGAAGGCCCAAUACAGUGAACAUAGCAAUGUUUUGCUCAGCCAACUCAGAAAAUGUGGGAGAAUAACCCACUUCUCUUUGGGGGAACUCAUUUAUAUAGUACCCCCGAUCCUUCCUCUCUGCACCCACAUCCAUGAGGCUUGGGCUGUCUGUCUGUAAAUGCCUUCAAAACCUUCCCGUGACCUAUCUUGGUCUCCUGCUAAAAGUGGGGAGACAAAAGGGGUUGGGGUGCUCUUUUCUAUAAACUGGCAGGGGACUGCAGAAGAACCCAGGCCAUCACCUUCCCUGCUGGGUGAGGACCUGGACUCAGAUGGUGCUCCGAUGAACAAGGGGGCUGCAGGGGCCAAAGCAGGGACCAGAGGAGCCCUUCCUGCAGCUUCUCUGAUUUCCACUGCCCCCUCCCCCCCAUACAGAGCCUCUACUUUGCAGUAACAAAGAACCCUGGAGGCCCAUAGCCACUGUCCAUAGGUGCCAAGUAAAUAAAGCAUUAUC
Molecule: messenger RNA, 2480 nt
Organism: Mus caroli (Ryukyu mouse)
Lineage: Eukaryota; Metazoa; Chordata; Mammalia; Rodentia; Muridae
Source: RefSeq, a predicted model, not a curated record